ACAGGCCACCGCUUCGGAGCGAGCCCGGGAAUCCUCCCUCCGGCAGGAGUUGCAGUUCGUCUCCGAUCCCCUUGGGAUUUAAACCUUCUUUCACACCCGCACACAGACACACACACACACACACACACACAUACAUAUAUAUAUGUAAGAUUUUUUUUCCCCCCCUUCCUCUUUUUAUUUUUUCCUCCCGUGCAAAGUGGGGAAGGAACUGCACCAAGGCAGCCCGCAAGAUCUUGCAAUAUUGCUGCGGUUUAUCACUGCUAUUAUUCGCAAUUAAUUAUUAUUAUUAUUAUUUCGAACCUCACCCCAGGCGGGGAGGGAAGCGGGACCAUUCUCGGCAGGAGAAACGUUGCCCUCCGUAUCAAUAAAGAUUUUUUUUUUUGCUUUUUUCUUUUUUUCUUUUUUUCUUUUUUUUUUUUCCCCCCCCUCCUUCUUCCCCUUCCCCUUUUUGAGAAAGGGGGAGCGGGUGGAGGGCCAGCAGAGCAGAGAGGGAGGGAGAGAGGAGGGUGUCGAGCCGACAAAUAGAGCAACCCCCGAGUGCCGACGCGGAGCGGGAGGCCGCGGCGGCGAGAGGGGGGGGGGAGGCGGGCCCCAGCGCCGCCCGCCGCGAAGGGGGGCCAAGCCGCCCCAGACAGGUGAUGGGCGUUUCGGCUGCGCUCCGGAUCGACUCCUUGGGUUUCACUUUGGUCUGAUCUAAGCAAAUAUGCAGAAGUACCGGCUGGUCUAGUCCUAAGAGCCAAGAGGAGCGAGCCAGAGCAGCAGGAAAGGAGAGCAGCCACGCUCCCGUAGCGAGGGGAACGUACAAACAGCGGCAGCGCCGUAAUUAAACCACCAUCGCCCCGAGGCAGCCCUGACCCACCCUGGAUGCGGAGGACCCCCCGAGCCACCCCGCUGCCUUUCCCCUGAGGGAUGGUACUGAAUUUCUGCGCGGCAGGAGCCGGCCUGCAGCUCCUCUCCAUCAGCGUUGCCUUCCCUCCGUGUCUAAAGUGCACUAGACCGCGAUGAGGACCUGGGCUUGCGUUUUGCUGAUAGGUUUUGGCUACCUGUCCUUUACCUUCUCCGAGGAGGCCGAGAUCCCGCAGGAGCUCAUCGAGCGGCUGGCGCACAGCGAGAUCCACAGCAUCCGCGACUUGCAGCGCCUCCUGGAGAUUGACUCCGUAGGAUAUGAUGAUGUUUCAGAAACAAACUUAAGGUCUUACAGUGUUCAUUCUGCUAAACAUGUGCAAGAGAAUCGUCCUGUGCCCAUUCGCAGAAAAAGAAGCAUUGAGGAAGCCAUCCCGGCUGUCUGCAAAACACGGACGGUUAUAUAUGAGAUACCUCGGAGUCAGAUUGAUCCCACCUCUGCCAACUUCCUGAUAUGGCCACCCUGCGUGGAGGUGAAACGUUGCACUGGCUGCUGCAACACCAGCAGUGUGAAAUGCCAGCCCUCACGGAUACACCACAGAAGCGUCAAGGUGGCAAAAGUGGAAUAUGUUAGAAAAAAGCCAAAAUUAAAAGAAGUUCUGGUGAGAUUAGAAGAGCAUAUGGAAUGCACCUGUACAUCAUCAAAUACUAAUUCAGAUUAUAGAGAAGAAGAAACUGAUUAACAGGUAUUUAUUGGGAGUAGUAUGAUAGAAGCAAAGAUUUACUAAAAUUCAACUUUAAAAGUGAUCAUGUAAACUCAAUCAAAACAGCAUUUAGAACUUCUUGUCCCAGAUGUAAGGUGAAAAUAAGCUAGAAAAAAACUUCUCUCUGGGACAUGGAUGUACAUGGUUUGUUACAUUCCUGAACCUACUAUGUAUGGUGCUUAUUGACUGUAUACUUUAUUUGUUCUCCUGUGUGAAAAAAACUGGCUCAAAAGAACACUUAAUGAGAACAAAGAGACAAUGUACAUUUGUUUAAUGUGACAUCAAAGCAAGUAUUGUAGCACUCUGUGAAACAAUAGGAAGCUUCCCUGUCCAAAAAAAAAAAACAAAAAGAAAAAGAAAAAACAGAAAGAAAAACAGGAAAAAAAAAGACAUUUCAAUGAAUGGAGGAUACCAAAAUUACUCAAAACCAUGACAAAAAUCUAAGUGAAUAGUGGAUUUCUGUCAGAGCAGUCAACGGUGCUUUACGUCAAGAAAUGUGCCUGCGUUCUUGAUGAAGAUGGAUGGACACUGGUGGACUUCAGGCACAAAAAAAGCAGGAAUGUAUGAAAUGAUCAAAUGCCACGCAAACACUAUAGAACAAUACAUCCUUGCUUGGUGGUGUUUUCAGAGUCUAUACAAAAAAAAAACCUUCUGGGGAGCCUUAAGUGGAUUUUUUUUUCCUCCUUUUUUUUCGUUUCUUUUUUUUGGGUUUUUGUUUUGUUUUUUGUUUUUUUUUUUUUUACACCAUAAAGUGAUUAUUAAGUUUUCCUUUUACUCUUUGCCUAGCUUUUUAUUAUCUCUUGGACUACAUUUGCCAAUAACACGUAUAAAAGACUGGUAUAACAAUAAGCAGAACACACACAAAAAAAAGAAACCCAACGUUAUGGUAUUUUCUCCUAGUGGGAUGCAAACUAAUGAGAUGUAUUAAAAUAAAAAUGGUAUACCUAUGCAUAAUUUUCUAGACGUUUCUUGGUUUAUGUUCCCCAAUCUCCCCCAUAAUUUAAAGCAUUACAUAUAAAGAAAAUUAAAGAGAGAGACAAAAAAAAAGAGAGAUGUGCGUAAACAAAUCAUAGGAUAUCCAUGCAAAAAUCCUUUUUCUCCCUUUGAGACUUAUGCCAGUUGCCUACUAGUGAUAUUGUGUUAGCAAUUGUCAUUCUUAUCAGUAUCCAGAUACUUUUAUUUCACAUGUUGGAGCUGUGUGAAAUGUACAAAUUUCUUGUAUCUGCAUUGUACAAUGUCAUGGUGGCAUGGGAACUACCUUGCUGCAAAUAUUUGAACAAAACCUAAAAUUCUUUAUUUUUGGUAAAAUGUUAUGCUUUAUGUGUAUUCAACAGAAAUAUGUGUUUUUGUAAAGGUGAAGUUUGUAUUUUUAUCUAAAAAUUAACAGUUUUAUAUACCUGAGAAAGCCUGCUAUGUUUUCUUGAACCAAAAGAAAAAAAAAGAAAAAAAAGAGAAAAAAGAAGAAAAAAAAACACAAAGAAAAAAAAAGGCAUUUUGUGGUCAUAUUUUUGUAGUAGAAUAGCCCAAAUAACAUCAAAAUCUAUUUUAACUAUAGCAGGGCAGAUAAAAUACUCUGGCACCGGUUGCUGUGUUUUCAAAGUGCCAAAGGAUUAAAUGUUCAGUUCCCUACAGAUUGCAGUGGGAGCCACAUGGCUAAAUCUUUCUGCACUGCUUUGGAAAUGCAGGGCUGUGCCAGAUAUGACAUGGCUACUCACUUGGCCAAAAUCCCUGCCCCACCCCAGUAGUUUGUGUUAUGUACCCUUUGUUUUAGUUGGAUUUAUCGCAUUGGAUAUGUAAAAUGAACUACUGGACUCUUUUAGUUGUGAAACAUCUACAAAGAGAUGAAAGAGUUUUCUUUGUUUGGAAUGACAGAAAGAAAAAGUUUGUCUUGAAGACAGUGUUUCCACGCAAAAAAUGGCUUCACAUGUGAAUGAGCUGCAGAACCUUAAAACAGCAGAAGAGAGAGAGAUUUUUAACCUUUCCAUUUCUUUAAAUAGAGUUCAAACAUUCCCCUCCCAUUCCUCUAGCUAUGUCCAAUGUCAACCAAACAAAGCAAUGUUAGCUAGCAGGCGUUAUUGGCUGCAGCCGCUAAUGCAGAGCUAGAGUUAGUCACCCUUCUAUUUCGUGACCAUUUUCCCAGUGUAUUUGUUGAGCACCAAAACUGGAAAAUACAUUUAACUAAAGAUUGUCUGUGCUUGUUUUCCACUAAGUGUACUGUUCACGAUGUUAUGCACAUGAAUGUAUGUGUCUGCGUUUAAAAAAGAGAAAGUGUAUAAAAUGUAAUUUAUAUAUUUAUGUUUCAGUGGGAUGCCAAUAAUGUUGCUCCGUUCCUUUUUACUUUUUUUUUUUUUUGUCUAAAAGAUAUCUAAUGAAAAGAGAAAAAGCCAAAAAAAAGCAAAAAAAAAAAAAAGCAUAUAUCCAUUAAAAUUGUAUAGAUGAAAAACGUUAUAUGACCCACUCAGACACUGUGCAGGUAUGAAAGGUUGUCAGAGUCACUUAAGUGGAAUAAUUUGCAAACCCAGCUCUUUGAGAGUCCUGGGGUUGGACUGGUGUAAGAAAGUUGAGUUCAGAUCUGUGGGCCAGUGUCCCUGGAGGAACUCCAUUGAGUAUAAUGGAGCUCUGCAGAUUGCCAUCACGAGUGAGUCUGGCCCUAUAGUAUAGUCUUGAAAUAAAGAGGCGUGCAUUUUAUUGGUGCCAGCAAAGAAAUGCGUUAUGCCAAAUCCAGAAAACCCAGAGAGAAUGAAGAUUGGGUGGAGUCUUUCCCAGCAGUGGUUUGUUUGAGACUCGUAGUCUCGAGUUAGUUUUGUCAGCAGGAAUGAGGCGCACCGGAGUCUUUGUUCUCAAGCACAGUGUUCAGACAACACAAAAAUCUCAGGGCUAUAUUCUCAGCUAGUAGAAAUUGGCAAACGUUUUUAACUUCAGCAGCCCCUAAGCUAAUUUACAUCAGAUGAGGAUCCAGUCCACAGUAACUAAACUGUGAGGAAUAGUAUCAUGAUACGAGCAUCACUUUCUCUAGUCCAGCUGAGCGAGAUGCUACACAGCAGCCUUUGAAGCGUUACAGGCUAUGGUAUUGGUCCUUCUUCCAAGUGGCAGAUACAACCAGAAGGAACAGUAACAUUAAAGGUUGUGACAGAGGAGAUGUUAAUUCAAAGUUAAGUUGGACAUUUCAAGGGCCAUAUCCUCAGCUGGUGUAAAUCACCAUCACUCCAUUGCCUGCAAUGGAGCUGUACCAGCUUACACCACUUGAGGGGCUGGUCCCUCAUUCUUGCUCAUCCCUUUCACUACUUGGUCCUGCAGGGAUCUCAGAUUGUUGUGUACGGUUAAUGUAAUCCUGUGUUCUCUAAUACUUAAGCACAAUAAGUGAAUAUGAGAAUGAGUGUCAGACUUAACUUUGAAUGUCCAAGCUCUGAAAUGGUUUGUUUCACCAUUGUGGCUGUAAAUUAAACAGUUCUCUGUGCA
Pogoniulus pusillus (Red-fronted tinkerbird) is the source of this 5066-nucleotide messenger RNA. RefSeq names its product platelet derived growth factor subunit A (gene PDGFA). The transcript is spliced from 7 exons. Lineage: Eukaryota; Metazoa; Chordata; Aves; Piciformes; Lybiidae. Gene Ontology annotation, cellular component: membrane. Gene Ontology annotation, molecular function: platelet-derived growth factor receptor binding; growth factor activity. Gene Ontology annotation, biological process: positive regulation of cell migration; platelet-derived growth factor receptor signaling pathway; positive regulation of protein autophosphorylation. The record is from RefSeq and is a predicted model, not a curated record. Bases 1002 to 1586 code for a protein of 194 amino acids.